ACCAAAUCUCUCAGUAACAAGAUACACUGCGGAGAGCUUAAAGAGCAGGUUGAUCAUGGCAUCGCACACCUUACUCUGCGGUUCCGUCUUCCUACUGUUUCUGUUCCCUGCCUCUUCAUUUCCGACCAUUGACUCAAUCAGGGAUCUGAGAGACAUAUGGUACGGCAACAUCUACCCACGACAUGGUCUCUAUCUGCUUUACUGGUUUGUUGACCAAUCAGAGAUCGACAUCAACCACGACAUCAUCCAAACCCAUUUCGAUCCAGCCAGAGGUGACUAUGGCUUUGGUUACUUCAAUAAUAACGACAGUUUCCUCCCAGCUCUGACCGAUCCGAAGAGCCAAGCUUACUACGCAGUGGGGGAUAUCAGUAAAGCUAACUCAUGGGCCUUGCCUGAGUAUGUCACUGAAAACUACUACAACUCACUGAAAUCUGGCAACAGAAAUAGGGACAGGAUCAUAGUCAGGGUUGUCCAGGCAGAAGGGUCAAAUCAGUUCAGGUUGGACGAGGUCUUGGUCACUGAACUUUGUCCACUCAAUGUCAACCAAGCAAAUUCCUUCCAUCCAAAUCACACGUACACCAUUAGCUUCAACCUCUUACGAGAAAUCCAGAUGUUACGGGUCCAUUGGAGGAACGACACAUUGGGCGGUUUGGAGGCAUUUCUGGGGUAAGCUGGCUACCAAACGUGCCCAACACCUGAAUUCCAGGUCUGUUAUGUGAAGUCUAUCCGAUUCCAAAGGCUUCAGAUGGUGGAAAUGAAGACUGAGGACGAUUGUCACCCGCUGAGGCUUGACGUCAAACCAGCUGCGAACGGCUACCUGAAAAUGAGUUGGAGCAACCUACCAAAGUCCAUCAUGGACCGUUACAUGGUUGUGGGGCUUUUCAAGGAUGAUGCUAGUACGACCAAACUAGCCGAGUCCCCCGUCGGCAACGACACGUCCGGAACCUCUGACAUUUUCGUGGCCCUCAAUCCCGGUCUUCAGGUCAGGGUCCUCAAAAAAUCUCCCUGGGACACGACCGAAAGGGAAGUCUGGCGUGGUGCCGAGUUUGAUGAUGCGGACAGUUUGAUUCCUGUCAUCAUGACAGGCUACGAUGCCAGUCUGCAGCUCUACACAAAAAAUGGCUACGCCUGCGCUCGACUGUUUGUGAAGAAGUCCUUCACUGACUGGAAGGACGUGUUUUAUUACUCGUGGGUAGGGUACUACUCUGCGAACAGUGUCAGCAACAAGGAGUACCAAACGUUCCAGUGGGCAGUGUAUUUUACCAAAGACACUCCCUCAGAUGAGAUACCUGAAUAUGAUGUCUAUGUUUAUGAGUCCAGUAUGGCCACUUCUCCAGGUGCCCAGGCCCGAUUCAUGCUGUCGAAAUACAACGAAGUAGCACGUACGGUAGCCUGGGAAAGUCAACCCUAAAAACCAAGCCCUUGAUGAAAUGUUGAGAAUUUUUAUGCCAUGAUGAUGUUGGGGUCUUUGAAGCACAUUUUUAUAUAAAAAGGUAUUCAACUGUUGAAUCAUUGUGGUUAUGUAACUUUAAUCAGACAAUACUGAAAUGUACUAUUUCGAGGAAACAUGAAUUUGAGCCUCGAGUCUGAUCACAAAUCACUUAUUUUUCUUUGGCACCCUUGUCUCAUGAAUAAUUCUGACAUAAUUCUCAAAAUAAAAUUAAAUAGUAAAUCAACUGUACUAAGUAAGCUAUAUCUAUGAUUAACAUGUUCAUAGUGUUAAGUUGAUGAAUAACUGAACAUUGCAAAAAUACAUGAAUCAGUAUGCAGUCAUGUUGAGGUAUGACGCAUUCAACUUUUACAAUACACCUGCAUUUCCAAUUGAUCUUUAAAUACCUGUAAUGCUUAUAAGUUUUCUAUAUAGUGGUGCAAUUGUAGCUUGACUGUUUUUAUAUAGUGCUGCACGUGGGGAGUGUGAAUUCCCCAGAUGAUCUGUUUAUGAAAUAAAUAGUUAAGUCUGUUAAGACCAAUGCUUAAGGUCCAUGACCUGAAGCAGCAAUGUAAUCACUGUUUUUUUGCAAUAAACAUUAGCAUUAUACCAAGUUAAAACUAAUCUGAAAUAGCAUGAUUAACAGGGAUCUGUUCAUUUGUUAACGCAAACAUUCUGAAUUUUAAUAAACAAACCUCGUUUAUGGGUGGUAACAAAUAUGUAAUGCGACUCAGUUUCUAUGUUAACAUGGUAACGGGGAAUAGGCGUGCGUCACUGUAUCGGCCUAUCACACUGUC
Molecule: messenger RNA, 2226 nt
Organism: Oncorhynchus mykiss (rainbow trout)
Lineage: Eukaryota; Metazoa; Chordata; Actinopteri; Salmoniformes; Salmonidae
Source: RefSeq, a predicted model, not a curated record